This is a messenger RNA of Cydia pomonella (codling moth), 774 nucleotides long. Its product is annotated as cuticle protein 7-like. The transcript is spliced from 4 exons. Lineage: Eukaryota; Metazoa; Arthropoda; Insecta; Lepidoptera; Tortricidae. The coding region runs from base 93 to 647 and encodes 184 amino acids. The record is from RefSeq and is a predicted model, not a curated record. Gene Ontology annotation, cellular component: extracellular matrix.
UCCCUAGGACAACGGCUCCGUUUUGCUUUUCAUAUAAAAGACAUAGUCCGAGUCGAUAAUAGUAUCAGUCACCUGCUCUGAUUAAGUGCAAAAUGUUCACCAAAGUGGUCGCCCUUAGCGCCGUGUUGGCCGCUGCCAACGCCGGUCUGCUGCCGCUGCACCACGGGGCUAUCUCCUCGCAGAGCAUCAUCCGCCACGAUGCGCCCGUGCACUAUGCUCCUGCUCACUAUGCCCCCAUCGCACACCAUGCCCCCUUAGUCCACGCCGCUCCCCUCAUCCACCACGCUCCCGUCGUCCACGCUGCCCCCAUUGUCCACGCUGCCCCUAUCCAUCUUGAGCACUCCCACCCCAAAUACGACUACGCGUACUCCGUGGCGGACCCGCACACCGGCGACCACAAGAGCCAGCACGAGUCCCGCGACGGUGGCGCCGUGCACGGCAGCUACUCCCUGGUCGAGCCCGACGGCUCCGUGCGCAAGGUCGAGUACACCGCUGAUGACCACCAUGGUUUCAACGCCGUCGUCCACAAGACCCCCGGCCACCACCCCGCCCCCGUGGUGCAUGCCGCCCCCCUGGUCCACGCCGCCCCCCUCGCGCACAUCGCCAUUGCCCCCCUCGCGCAUGGCCAUCAUGGACUCCACUACUAAACGGCUUAGCUUUAUUCUCGUGAUGGAUGACUGAUGAUUGUGAUAUUUAUGUGUGCAUAAUGAUGAUGAUGAUGAGAAAUGUGAUUUUAUACUCAACUGUAAAUAAAUACUCAGCUGCUGAACAGUA